Molecule: messenger RNA, 1920 nt
Organism: Hemisphaericaspora subhashii
Lineage: Eukaryota; Fungi; Ascomycota; Pichiomycetes; Serinales; Debaryomycetaceae
Exons: 1
Coding region: 1-1920 (639 amino acids)
Cellular component (GO): MBF transcription complex; SBF transcription complex
Molecular function (GO): DNA binding; transcription regulator activity
Source: RefSeq, a predicted model, not a curated record
AUGAUUCCAUCGUCAAAUAAUAUUUCCAAUUACCCGGAUUCAACUCCCUAUAUCCCAAAUUCCAUCCUCACCACUACAAAUGAAACCACACUUACAACAACCCCCUUAUUAUAUACACCACCACAACUGUCAGUAGAUUCACUUACCGGUGCACCACCUACUCUACCAAUACUUACUAGAUUCCUGAGAUCUAGUUUGCAGCAAUCUCAUUAUCAAUUACCACCGAUCCUUCCAAGCCCCCAUAGUAACAGGUCAUUGUCAUCGCCUAAUCUAUUGAAUCCGAUCACUCCAUUAACAAGUCCCGAGAAGCAUCUGUCUCUUUUUACCAACCAUCAUAGAUCUUUAUCCUCGUCGUCAUCUUCUUCCGGUUAUCAAAGAAGAUUAUCUUUUAGUAGCCCAAUUUCAUACCCUAUACAAUCCUUAUUUUCGCACCUGGACAAUUCCGCAACCAUUGAAUUAUCGGCAACCAAUUUUUUACAACACAAUCAAAUUCAAAAUCAAAACCACCAAUUCACCAACACAAACAACUAUAUUGCAAGAAGAUUUUCAUUACCUUCGAUGAGUUCAUUAACCGAACAUAAUACAUUGGCAUCGCCUCAACAACAAGCAAAGCGAUCACCAAAGAAUUUGCAAUCACCGAAGAGAAUUCCUUACCAAACGGUUUUCAAGUAUCAAAAAUCGCAUAAGAAAUCUAAAUCAGCCACAAUGAUUAACAAAUUUUCCACAAAACCAAAAGCACGAAAUUCAACUGGUUCAUCCUCAUCUAGAUCAAAAUCCAUUGCUAAUAUUUUCAGUCAGAAUGCCAUCAACUUCAUUAUUCAUAAACUACCUUCUGAUACAUCCUAUAUUCCGAUAGAUCAACUAAAUUUAUUAAAUGAUAAAAUAUAUCCUUCAAUUGUCAUGAAGAAGUAUUCAACUUCGGCUAUUGAUCCUCAACGUCCAUAUUUAACCGUUUAUGAAUAUCCCAUCAAUGAUAACAAUUGGAUAAUAUGGGAUUACGAGACAGGUUAUGUUCAUCUCACAGGAGUAUGGAAAGCUUCUUUAUGUGCUUCUGCAGCCAGUCAUUCAAAAGCUGAUAUUGUAAAAUUACUUGAGUCAACUCCAAAAGAAUAUCAACAAUAUAUUAAGCGUAUAAGAGGUGGGUUCUUAAAGAUUCAAGGUACUUGGCUUCCUUAUAAAUUAUGUCGCAUUUUAGCUAUUCGUUGCUGUUAUUUUGUCCGAUAUGAAUUGAUACCUUUAUUUGGUAGUCAGUUCCCUGAUGAAUGCUUGAAACCUGGUGACAAAGGAUUUGGUGAAUUAAGAUUAGAUUCCAUCUAUCAGUUUGACUUAGGUUCUCCAAUGCCAUUGCCUCCCAUUUCAAACCCACCAGAGCAUUUAGAAGUACCACAAUUGAAGAAAUCAACUAUUUCAUCCAGUUCUGCAACUGAUAUUCAUAAUCCAUUGCUUCCACUUCCUUUACCACAAGUUCCUAUAGAACCUGUCACUCCUAAACAAACUAGCACUUCCACACUUUCAUCUGUAUUCUCCCAUGAUUCUGCAUCAACCACUAAUACUUACUCUCCAAACUUAUCAUAUACAGAUAUGCUAGAAAUUGUCAAUGCAUCAAAAUGUCUUCAAUCCAUCAGUCAGGGACGUAAACGUAACGCAGAGAUUUCGGAGGAAGAAGUAGCCAAUUCCUCAACUGAUGAAGAAGCGACUACUAACUAUACCCUCACACCUGAAAAGAAGAACUUGGUAGGGAUAUCGAAUAUUUUACUUGCUGCUGGUAUGAAUUUAGAUUCAAAUAUCAAUAACAACGAAUUGAUACGUCGUCAAGUUGAAGCUCCAUCGUUAAGGACGACGACGAGAAUAGUGGAGAAUAAUGAGGAAGAGAAGGAUAAACGAAGAGGAAGUAUGAAGAUUAAUGAUUUGUUAUCAUAA